CACUUCUCCGACUUAUGUAUUAACAAACAUAGUCUAUGAAUUGAUAUGUAUUUUAUGCUUCUCUCGUCUCCUCAGUUCUCAGAUCUUUAGUAGUGUUCUUCCUAUGUUGCAUCCUCUUCAUAGCUCAUGUGGUUUCUUGAAAAACAUUAUUAUGCUUGAAUUUGAGUUUUGAUUCUCGGUUGUGCAUAGUUAUGUGUAAUCAUGCUCAUAUUUGUCUCAGAUAGAUUGACUCACCUUAGUUUCUAUGUAUAUAUAUUUGCUCGAGCCUUUUCUCCGCAUGUAAAAGAUAUAUUUCAGUCUUUUCUCAGUUCAUAUUCUUCCUUUCAUUUUUAUUUUUAUUGUUAAUACUCUAUGGUCAUGUAGUAACGUAUAACUUAACUUUCAUAGGUAGUAAAGUGUUUUUUUCAUUUCUCAGGAAAACAGACAACGUGAGCAACAUGCACAAGGAAAACACUGGUGAUGCUCCAUCAGCACCUACCCCUCGUGUUCGUCAUCACCGCAAGCGAAACACUGAUGUUGUUGCAGGAGCAGGCAAACCAAACGGAAGUCAUUUACUUGUCAAUGACAGUAGCAAAUACAAAUCAUUUCUCAUUCGAGCUUACUCCACUGUCUGGAUGAUCGGUGGUUUUGCUCUAAUAGUCUACCUUGGUCAUCUCUACAUCACAGCCAUGGUAGUUGUUCUCCAGAUAUUCAUGGCAAGAGAACUUUUCAAUUUGCUAAGAAAAACUCAUGAAGAUAAGCAGCUCCCCGGUUUUAGAUUACUCAAUUGGCACUUCUUUUUCACAGCAAUGCUUUUUGUAUAUGGUCGAAUACUUAGUCAACGGCUAGUCAACACUGUGACUCCAGACAAAGUCCUGUAUAGGCUGGUCACAAGCCUCAUCAAAUACCACAUGGCAAUCUGUUACUCCUUGUAUAUAUCCGGCUUUGUGUGGUUCAUCCUGACGUUAAAAAAGAAGAUGUACAAAUAUCAGUUUAGCCAAUAUGCAUGGACGCACAUGAUCUUGAUUGUGGUGUUUACUCAAUCUUCAUUCACCGUGGCCAACAUCUUUGAAGGAAUCUUCUGGUUUCUUCUUCCUGCGUCACUUAUCGUCAUCAACGACAUCUUUGCGUAUAUCUGUGGUUUCUUUUUUGGAAGAACACCGUUGAUCAAGCUAUCACCAAAGAAAACGUGGGAAGGUUUCAUCGGAGCUUCUAUCACCACAAUGAUCUCUGCGUUCCUGCUUGCAAAUAUAAUGGGACGUUUUCUAUGGCUUACAUGUCCCAGAGAGGACCUAUCCACGGGCUGGCUCCAAUGUGAUCCGGGUCCUUUGUUCAAGCAAGAGACACAUGCUUUACCAGGAUGGAUCUCUAAUUGGUUGCCAUGGAAAGAAAUUUCUGUUCUACCAGUUCAGCGGCGCUUUGCCAGUGGUUUCAAAAGAGCUUUCAAAGUCAAGGACUUUGGUGAUAGUAUUCCCGGACAUGGUGGAAUCACAGAUAGAAUGGACUGUCAGAUGGUGAUGGCUGUCUUUGCAUAUAUAUACCAUCAAUCCUUUGUUGUACCUCAAAGCCUCUCUGUGGAUAAGCUCUUAGACCAGAUAAUCACAAACCUGACAUUGGAGGAACAACAAGCUCUGUUCACGAAGCUUGGCCAAGUGUUGCAGGAAAAGGUUAUUGGAUCUUAGAUCAUCAUCACAGGCCUUCACUCUACCUACCAUGUUAUAUACUCUUGCGUGUCACACAAAGCAAUAGAUUCAUAAGUUUGUUGUGUUUCCACCUUGGGUUUAGCCUCUCUGUAUAUAGUAAGAAGAAUGUAAGAUGAUGUAUAUGACACAAGAAAUAGAGAACACAAGAGCGUUUCAGCAAGUUAAAAAAAUCAAUUCUUCUUAAGAUCA
Brassica rapa (field mustard) is the source of this 1871-nucleotide messenger RNA. Its product is annotated as phosphatidate cytidylyltransferase 2. Gene Ontology annotation, molecular function: phosphatidate cytidylyltransferase activity. Gene Ontology annotation, cellular component: endoplasmic reticulum membrane. The record is from RefSeq and is a predicted model, not a curated record. Lineage: Eukaryota; Viridiplantae; Streptophyta; Magnoliopsida; Brassicales; Brassicaceae.